Molecule: messenger RNA, 2278 nt
Organism: Athene cunicularia (burrowing owl)
Lineage: Eukaryota; Metazoa; Chordata; Aves; Strigiformes; Strigidae
Gene: DDRGK1
Product: DDRGK domain containing 1
Exons: 8
Coding region: 16-858 (280 amino acids)
Source: RefSeq, a predicted model, not a curated record
CUGCAGCAAACAGAGAUGGCAAAUCUCUCAUCGUAUUUCCCUUUUGCAGCUGAUGAGGAACACCAGCAAAAUGUGGCGGCAGCAGCAGUGGCCAGGCCUCGGCCCCAGGCUGAGGAGAGGGCAGAUGGGAUGCCGAGGCGCCGGAGGAACAUGGGAAACCGAAUGAUGGCCCAGAGGAGAGCGCAGCAGGCUGAAGACUGGGUGGAAGAGGAAGAUGAUGCUGAGGAGGUGCCAGAAUUUCAGGUGUCCGGGAAAAUUGGAGCAAAGAAGCAGAGGAAAUUAGAAGAGAAACAAGCCAGAAAAGCACAGAGAGAGGCUGAAGAAGCAGAGCGAGAAGAACGGAAAAAGCUUGAGUCAAAAAGAGAGGAGGAAAGGCGGAAAGAAGAGGAGAGAAUACGUCUUGAGGAGGAACGACAGGAAGAGGAAAAAAGGAAGGCAAAGGAAGAAGAGGAGAAGAGAGAGUAUGAAGAGUACCUGAAGCUGAAGGAGAGUUUUGUAGUUGAAGAGGAAGGGGUUGAAGAAUCAAUGACAGAGGAAGAGUCUCACAGCUUUCUAAUGGAAUUUCUCGAAUAUGUUAAGAAAACAAAGGUAAUCCAGCUGGAGGACUUGGCUUCACAUUUGGGUUUAAGAACACAGGAUGCAAUUAACAGAAUCCAGGACCUGAUGGCAGAUGGCACUCUAACAGGUGUGAUUGAUGACAGAGGAAAGUUCAUCUACAUCACUCCAGAGGAGAUGGCUGCCGUGGCUCGGUAUAUCAAACAGCGAGGCCGAGUCUCCAUCGCAGAGCUGGCCCAAGCCAGCAACUCCCUGAUCAACCUCCAGCCUGACAGCCGAGCUGUCACCCCAACUGUGGCGUGAAACUGUGGCCUGAGAAAAACACAGCAGGAGUUUAACCUUUUAAUGAACAAGCCACGUAAUUAAAAACGAAAUGAGAACCCCUCUAGUCCAUUCACGGUGCUUGAAGAUAGGAUGCUCUUUUUAAGCAUCAAAUGUAAGACUUGAUCAGAAGUUUUGCUUUUGAUUAUGUUAGAGCUGGUAUCAAAUAGGAUGCUCUUUUGUACAACAGAGGUUAGCCAAGAACUUGGGCCUAAAACAGUCUGAUGCACUUGUACUCCAGGAAUAUCAGUGAUUUUCACAUGGUUACUUUAUCUUGGCAGUCAGUCUAACGCAACUAUACCCACACUUUUUAUUGUUUCCAGAUUCUGAUGUCUGUAUCAAAUAUAUUUGGUUUUCGUUGUAUUUGGGAUUCUCCAGACUUGCUCUGCACUUAGGGACCUGUAUAAUUUUGUGGCAAUGACAUAGACAGCCCAGAAUAAUAGGUGUGUAGGGGCGAGGCUUGCAGAUUUUGUCUUCUGUGUCAACAUUGGAAAGAGAGAGAAAAAAUAUAUCCUGCAAGUGUGUCUUUGUUCUUACUGAAAUAUAUACUGAAACUCUAGAAAGAGUGCUUGUUAUGUUGUGAGAACUUCCAGAGGUUAUUUCAGAUAAACCUUUGCUAUAUAAAUAUGUUUUGCUUGGUUUAUAUAAUAUGAAAAAUUCGCUCGCAGCAAAGCUGCGUUAUUUUUCUGUAGCCAAGAGACAGAAAUACCUCCAGGGAAAGGCUAACUCGCCUCAUUUAUUGUGCAGGCCAAUUCUACUGAUACCAACCAGAUUCUGAUGAUUCAUCCUUUGAAGUAAGAGCCAGCACAGUGUGUCUGAAGGCCUCAGACACCACCCCCGCCCCAUGGCCUUUCUGUUCUGGAUGUUUGGGGUUUUUUUAAAUAAAAAAUUCAGGCACUAUGAGUCAUGCAAUUAAUGUUGCAAGUAAAUGAUUAUUAAUAUAUUGCUUGUAGGGGUCAGUAUACUUCCUGCAUAAGAAGAUUGAUUUUUUAAUAGCCUAGCUGAUGUUUUGUUAAUUCUCCUUUCUGAAAUCAACAGAAUCUGUGUGGAUAUGCAGUAAUUGGGGAGGGCAAGGGUUGGUUUUGUCUCUGCCAAACUUAGAGAUAACUUGAAUAGACUAAAAGCUGCGUUAUCAGUGAGAUGAGAUAGCAAUAAAACAAUGGGAGGAAGCAUAUUUCCCUUUCAAUCUCUGCACCACUGCUGAAUGUGAUACUCUGUGGAGUGCUGAGUUACAGCGUGUUGGUGUGAGAGGUCGGUUCGUCGUUACCGUGGUGCACAGAGAUUGCUAGAGAUUUGAGGCUGGUAAAGUCUCUUAAUUAUUCACAAUUUGAUUUUGCCAUGACUUUUUUUGUUCCGUCCGCAACUAUUCUUGUAAUAAAAUAAACAAUAUUGAAAGAACUGC